Molecule: messenger RNA, 911 nt
Organism: Musa acuminata AAA Group (dessert banana)
Lineage: Eukaryota; Viridiplantae; Streptophyta; Magnoliopsida; Zingiberales; Musaceae
Product: protein EMBRYO DEFECTIVE 514-like
Exons: 3
Coding region: 104-529 (141 amino acids)
Biological process (GO): chloroplast rRNA processing; chloroplast organization; nucleologenesis
Cellular component (GO): nucleus; chloroplast
Source: RefSeq, a predicted model, not a curated record
CCGGCCGGACGGCCGCCCCCUGAAACCCGGUUAGGGUUAGUGUUUGAUCAAUUGAACCUACGAGCUGGAGCCUCCGCCGAUCGCGGAGCUCUUCUCUUCGAUCAUGGGGGACGAGCACGCAGAGAAGCCCCAGGUCCCCGAGGGAGGCGGGCUUGUGGCCGAGGAGGUUCCGUCCGAGAGCGGAAGCGGCACUGAGAAAAGGGGACGGGAAGAGGACGACGAGGAGGACUGUGGUUUGAAGAGACAGAAGGUGGAGGGGUCUUGGGAAGAAGAAAAGACGGAUGGAGUUGACGGAAAGAGGGAAGGUGGAGGCGAUCUGGAGGUGGGCGGGUGUGGGGAUGGGAGGGAAUCGGAGGCAGCGAAUGUCGGGCCGAAGGGAUUUAAGUCGUCCGUGGAGAUGUUUGAGUACUUCUUGAAACUUCUCCGUUCCUGGUCGCCCGAUCUGGAUAUCAACAAGUAUGAGCACAUGGUACUGCUGGACUUGUUGAAGAAGGGGCAUCCUGAACCUGCUAAGAAGAUUGGAGCAUGAAUUGAGGCAUUCCAGGAUCUAGUGGUGUUUGAGAGCUAUAGCAGUAUCAGAUUAAUGUGCAGUCUCCAAUGAAUGUACAUAUCAGAUGCCGUUGGGGUAGCUGACUUAGUUGGGCGGCAGGCUGUAGCUCAUGAUGAUGCCUAUGCCUAUCUUGGUUAGCACCUCCGGCAGUGGCUUCUCUCGUAAGAUCGUCGGAGCGACCAUUUUGUCCACCGGUGGUGGUGGUGUGGGUGUGUAAUGUCUGUUGCGUUGCUUUGCUUACUUUCAUUGCUCUUUGUAUGGGAUAUGAAAGAAAUGAUCCUUGAUCUACAACAAACUGGACAUUGAUUUUUUGAGAAUCAAAUCUUCAAAAAAAAUGAAGGUGUAUCCUUCACAAACAUCA